Molecule: messenger RNA, 4107 nt
Organism: Candida albicans SC5314
Lineage: Eukaryota; Fungi; Ascomycota; Pichiomycetes; Serinales; Debaryomycetaceae
Gene: SMC4
Product: condensin subunit
Exons: 1
Coding region: 1-4107 (1368 amino acids)
Biological process (GO): mitotic chromosome condensation
Cellular component (GO): chromosome
Molecular function (GO): ATP binding; ATP hydrolysis activity; protein binding
Source: RefSeq, a predicted model, not a curated record
AUGAAAAGAAAGAGAAACACGAUUCCCGAAAGUGACGAUGAUGCCAGUUUUGUCAAUAACAGCGAUUACUCUGUGUUAGAUAAGUCCCAUACCCAACAGACCCUCGAUGGCCCCUUUGAUGUGCACAAAUCAGAGUCGGAACAUAGUAUUGGAGAAACAAAUGAAUCAAAAAUGAUUUCCCACAAUACUCUUGAAACAUCCACUAAUACUCAGCUAGUAUCCCCAAAAGACACGAAUGACUUGAAACUGCAAACUGAUUUAAAUAUUGAAAAUGAAACUGACCGACCUGUCGUUGAUGGAAGUGAUCCCGUUCCCUCCAAAAAAUUAGAUGCGCCUACAUCAGAAGCCAAAAUGUAUAGUUCGCCUUUAUCCCUCAAUACCCAUGACUCGAUAGCGCAAGACACUAAAAUUACACAGGAGAAAAGAAAUGAGCCAAGAUUAGUCAUAGAUCGAUUAGUGCUUACUGAUUUCAAAUCCUAUGCCGGCAAAAAAGUUAUUGGCCCGUUCCAUUCAUCUUUUUCUGCUGUCGUAGGUCCUAAUGGAAGUGGGAAAUCGAAUGUGAUUGAUUCUAUGUUGUUUGUUUUUGGGUUUAGGGCAUCUAAAAUGAGACAAGGUAAACUAUCCGAAUUAAUUCACAAUUCAGGGGAUCAAAGACCUGACUAUUGUCAAGUUGACAUUCAUUUUCAGAUGGUAGUGGAUGAUUUGGUAGUGCCUCAAAAGGCAGAUGUGGUACCUGACUCGGAGUUGAUUAUAUCGAGGAAAGCUUUUAGAAACAACCAAUCACUGUAUUAUAUUAAUGGAAAGACAAGCAGUUAUUCCGAAGUCACAACAUUACUUAAAAAUAAGGGUAUCGAUUUAGAUCACAAGAGGUUUCUUAUUUUACAAGGUGAAGUAGAAUCUAUUGCUCAAAUGAAACCCAAAGCGGAAAAAGAGAAUGAUGAUGGAUUGUUGGAGUACCUCGAAGACAUUGUUGGAACCUCAAAAUACAAAAAGUUGAUUGAAGACAGUAUUGUCCGUAUAGAUGAGUUGAAUGACAUAUGUUUGGAAAAGGCUAACAGAUUUGACUUGGUUGAGAAAGACAAAGAUUUAUUAGAAGAAAAGAAAGUUGAAGCACUUCGAUUUUUGGAACUAGAAAAGAAAUUAAUAAAUUGCAAAAGUGUUCAGUUUCAAAUUGAGAUUCUGGCGCACCAAAAGAGAAUAGCAGCCAAACAAGCAGAAGCAGAUGCAAUCGAAAAAGAAUUAGAGGAAAAUAAGGAGUCCAACAAAGAAAUUCUUGAAGGAAUUGAAAGUGAACUUAGCACCCAAAAGGAAAUUGAACGCGAUAUCAAAGUUUUGUCAGCGGAGAUUGACAGUUUAGGGAAGAAUAGGAAAGAUAUUAGUAAGAAAAAUGUUUCUUUGGAAGAAAAGUCUAAGAACAACGCCAACAAGUUGAAGAAAAUCCAAAAGAGUUUAGAGAACCUGAAACAUACCGUGAGCAGCUCUAAUCAAAAACUUUCUAAUUAUGCUGUUACUACCGAGAAAUUCAAGUCUGAUAUCGAUCGUUUAAAUAAGGAGUUAGAAACUGAAGAAGCUAGAUUAAACGAUAUAAGGUCGAGCUUGACUGAAAAGACUUCUGAGUUUACAAAAGAAAUACAACUGCUACAGAAAAGUUUGGAUCCAUGGGAUUCUAAAUUGAAAGAAAAGGAAAAUGAAAUAAAGUUAGCUGAAUCCGCGAUAGAGAUCUUGCGUAGUCAAUUGAAUAGCACUACAAACCAAUUGGAAGAACACAAGGAACGUUUGAUUCAGAUAAAAAAGUUGGGGAAAGACAAAGAGGUUGAAUACAGAGAAAACGAGUCCAAGCUCGGCAAGAUAGAGGAACAGAUUGCGUUAGGCGAAGAGCAAUGCCAAACAGCUAAAAGUGCCUUGAACAAUUUCAAAUCACAGCUUAUGAGCUUCCGACAAAAGACACAGGAUUCGGCAGCAAUUGUCCACAAUACCCAAAACAAGAACAAAGUGUUAACUGCAUUACUCAGAUUGGCAAAUUCUGGUAGAAUCCAAGGAUUUUACGGUAGAUUAGGGGAUCUUGGGACUAUUGAUCAAAAGUACGAUGUGGCGAUCUCUACGGCAGCACCAGGGUUAGACUCGAUGGUCGUGGAGACUGUCGAGACAGCACAGGCGUGUAUCGAAUAUCUACGGAAAAACAAAUUGGGGUAUGCAAACUUUAUUUGUUUGAAUAAAUUGAGAAAGUUCAACUUGGCGCCUAUCCAAACUCCAGGUGAUCCAAGUAGUAUCAAAAGAUUGUUUGAUUUGAUACAGCCAUCUAGCUCCAAGUUUGCCCCGGCAUUUUACAGUAAAGUUUUCAAUACAUUAGUGGCACCUAACUUGAACGAGGCCAAAAAAGUUGCGUAUGGGGCCAAGAGAUGGAAGGUUGUAACUCUAGAUGGUAAAGUUGUUGACACAUCAGGUACAAUGUCAGGAGGUGGUAACUAUGUAUCUCGAGGAGCUAUGAGAUUAAGUGAUUCUUCCAACUCCAACGAUCAAGCCAUUACUGCUGAUGAGUUAGAAAAAAUGAACACAAAGCUACAAGAAAUGGAAAAUGAGUUUGAGCAAAUGAAUUCAGACUAUAAUGAGAAAAUUGCCAUGUUGAACAAAUUACAAGUUCUUAAACCAGAAACAGAAUUUGCGAUAUCAAGGUUAAAGUUGGACAUACAGUCAUUAGUGUCAGAAAAGAAAGAGGUUACCCAGAUUUGUAAAAACUUGAUAGCCGAACAGCAAAAAUUGGAAGAGAACAACCCUUUUGAACAACAGUUACUUUCAAAGGAAAAAGAGUUGGAAGAAUUAGUAAAUGCAAAAACACAAAUCAAAGAGCAAAUGAGUGGGUUUGAACAAAAGAUUUCUGUUUUGGAACAAAAGAUUAUGGAUGUAGGUGGUGUGGAGCUAAAAGUUCAAAGCUCGAAAGUUGAUUCUAUCAAACAACAAAUAUCAAUUAUCCACGAGAAAACAUCUGGCGAUCGUAUGACUGUGAAAAAAUUAGAAAAUGAAAUUAACAGACACACCAAAUUAAUUGAGUCUUUAACUACUGAACAAGAAGAAGCUGAGGCUGAAUUGGAGAAAAUAAAUGAACAGCAGCGCUCUCUUUUAUCAAAAUUAGAAGAAGUGAAUUCAAAACUCAAAGAACUCGAAGAUGAACGAAACGACAAAGAAGAUAACUUGGAAAAAAUGAAACACGACCUUGAAGAAAAACAGGACCAAAUCAAUAAGUUCAAACUGGUGGAGAUUGAACUUUUAAACAAAUUAGAAAAAUGCAAGGGAACCCUCAAGGGUUUGAAGCAAGCCAUCGAACAGAAUAAAGAGGAAUUAGAUGCUUUGGUCAUAAGGGAUGUUGAACCAUAUAUUAGUUGGCUCGAUGAAACCGAACAAAAGAAAUAUAAUGGUGCUUUGAUUGACACAUUAUCCGAAGAGGAUAUAGCAGAUGUUGAUUUAGAGGCUGUAACAAGUGAGAUUGAAGAAUUGGAGAAUUAUAUGGCAAAUGUUAAAGUUGAUAUUGAAAUACUAAAAGAGUACGGUGCCAAGAUUGUUGAAUACAAUGACAAGAAAAGUGAUUUGAACCAGGCAGUUGCAGAACGUGACAGCAAGAAAAACUACUGUGACGACUUGAAACGCAAGAGACUAGAUGAGUUUAUGGUUGGGUUCAAUACAAUCUCCAUGACAUUAAAGGAUAUGUACCGUAUGAUAACCAUGGGUGGGAAUGCUGAAUUGGAAUUGGUGGAUAGUUUAGAUCCAUUUUCAGAAGGUAUAUUAUUUAGUGUUAUGCCUCCUAAAAAAUCUUGGAAGAAUAUUUCCAAUUUGUCGGGUGGUGAAAAGACUUUAAGUUCAUUGGCAUUGGUAUUUGCAUUGCACAAGUACAAGCCUACACCGCUUUAUGUGAUGGAUGAAAUUGAUGCUGCGUUGGAUUUCCGAAAUGUUUCCAUUGUGGCCAAUUACAUCAAGGAAAGAACUAAAAAUGCCCAGUUUAUUGUGAUAUCUUUAAGAAAUAACAUGUUUGAACUUGCACAGCAGUUAGUUGGUAUUUACAAGGUUAACAACAAGACUAGUAGUGUUUCACUAGCAAAUAUAGAAAUGCAUUAA